Penicillium riverlandense is the source of this 1503-nucleotide messenger RNA. RefSeq lists its product as uncharacterized. Lineage: Eukaryota; Fungi; Ascomycota; Eurotiomycetes; Eurotiales; Aspergillaceae. The record is from RefSeq and is a predicted model, not a curated record. Bases 1 to 1503 code for a protein of 500 amino acids. The transcript has a single exon. Gene Ontology annotation, biological process: transmembrane transport. Gene Ontology annotation, cellular component: fungal-type vacuole membrane. Gene Ontology annotation, molecular function: transmembrane transporter activity.
AUGUCACAACAUCUCGAAAAGCCGUUGGACCAGGAAGCCGCCGCCAAUGCAAACUGGCAGGCACCAGAAGAUGGUUCCAUAGAAAUCGCUUUUCCAGAUGGCGGAUACAAAGCCUGGCUUACUGUGGUCGGUGGAUUGCUGACAUCAAUCUCCAGCAUUGGGUUUUUGAGUGCGUUCUCCGUGUUCCAGAGCUACUAUGGCACGACAGCUUUGCCUACCGAGAGCGCCAGUAAUAUCUCGUGGAUCGGUAGCCUACAAAUCUUUGGUUGCUUCUUUCUAGGAUUAUGGUCAGGGAGACUUUCCGACAAGCGUGGCCCCAGGUUGCCCCUUGCCCUGGGAACAUUUUUCAUGGUCUUUGGAACGAUGAUGGCGUCGAUUUCAAAAUCCUUCUAUCAAUUCGUCCUCUCGCAAGGUCUCUGCUCUGCCAUCGGCUUUGGACUGGUAUUCACCCCAUCCCUGGCGGUCCAAUCACAAUGGUUCCUAAAAAAACGCGGGUUCGCUGUUGGCCUGGUCAUGUCCGGCCAAAACAUUGGAGGUUCGUGGAAAAUGCUAGGAAGGAUUAUCUUCCUUCUAAUCUCUCAGGAGAAGCCAUUACUUACACUGUCACCCAUUCCCGCAGGUGUCAUCUGGCCAGUUAUCGUUGACCAACUCAUUAACAACAGACGAGUGUCACUUGGUUGGACGCUGCGCAUCAUUGGAUUCAUGCAGUUGUUCGUUAUGGUCAUCGCCACACUCUUAGUCAGCCCACGCUUUCCUCAGAUCCCCCGAGAGCCGAUCCCCGUGAAGCAAUUCCUGACAGAUAAACGAAGCUCUCUGUUUACCUUGUCCUCAUUGAUCCUUUUCUUCGCCAUCUACAUUCCCUAUGUGCGUACCAAGCCAUAUCCUGGAGAAAAUUGCUCAUUCCUGGGGCUAACCGGUUUGCUCAUCAAGUUCUACAUAACUCCCUAUGCCAUGCAAUGGGGCGUCUCGCUUAACAUGGCAUUCUAUCUCUCAUCGAUCUUAAAUGCCGGCGCAUUUUUUGGUUGCUACACAUUUGGUGUUGCGGCUGAUCGUGGGCUUGGCACUUUCAAUGCAUUUACAGCGGUCGCCUUCGGCUGCGCGGUGACGGCCUUUGGAUGGAUUGGCGCACGGAAUAACGCAGGCAUCAUUGUGUGGACUAUCAUUUACGGAUUCCUUUCUGGCGCCGUCCAAGCUCUAUUUUCGCCGUGCAUCUCCCACUUGGCGCCGGAGCCAAGCUUGAUCGGUACAUGGAACGGUAAGCCUAUGGAUUUUUCUAAACACUCCUGCAUUCAACUGGGCAUUAACAAUAUUCCACUAGGGAUCUGUUUUACUGUGGUUUCGUUUGCUGUUCUUGGGACUGGACCAAUCGCCGGACGGUUGCUUGACAACACGCAAGGCAUCAACUAUCUCCCCAUGAAACUGUUUACUGCAGUUUUCUUGAUUGUUGCCAGUGCUUUGUACUUUGUUACCCGUCUUCUGGUUUCUCGAAAAGCUGUCAUUUGA